Messenger RNA from Capsicum annuum, 1175 nucleotides. RefSeq lists its product as uncharacterized. Gene Ontology annotation, molecular function: protein binding. NCBI's taxonomy places the organism in Eukaryota, Viridiplantae, Streptophyta, Magnoliopsida, Solanales, Solanaceae. Bases 389 to 1006 code for a protein of 205 amino acids. The transcript is spliced from 2 exons. The record is from RefSeq and is a predicted model, not a curated record.
AAAAAGUUGUAGUGAAAUUAAUCUUUGGGUCAUGUGAGAUGCAUGUGGUGAGUGAGAGAUUUUAGUAAACUUGGGUUGGUUAUUUUUGUAGAAUGCAUAAGUGCGUGGGAAUAGGAAAAGAUAGAGCAAAAAACUGGUCCUAUCAUCAGGUGGGGGUAGUUGUACUACACUGGCCCUUUCUUUCAAAGAAAAAAGAUUCCCACUCUCUUUGGUCUCUCCUUCCCUCUUUUCUCUUCUUCUCUUCUCGUUCUUCUCUAUCAAAUUCCAACUAUAUUACUACUGUAGCAUUCAUCACAAAAUUUUUAAAAAGUAUUCCUAAAAUCAUAUAGCUAUAUAUAUAAUUAUUUGUUUUGAGAAUUUUUAUUACUAAGUGAUUUUUGUAACAAGAAUGGCGACGGGUCCAAACAUGGCUACUAUUACAGCUUCUUUGGAGAGAUCUCUCCAAAAUUGUUCUCUUAAUAAUCAUCGUCAGGGCAGCACCAGCAACAGUGCUGCUGGUGCCGCCCUGACAGAUCGAUUUUCUGAUUCUUUGGAAAAUCAUCAUGCCUACAACAACAAUAAUAACAAUAACCCUUCAGAUGAUGCUACUUUAGAACUCAAUUCUGAGAUUUCUCUUCCUUACCAUUGGGAACAAUGCCUUGAUUUGCAGACAGGGGAAAUUUAUUAUAUUAAUUGGAGGACAGGGAUGAAAGCUAAGGAAGAUCCAAGGACAAAUGUUGGUGAACAUGUGUAUGGUAAUGACAAUUUGUACUACUCAGAAGAAGAAGAAGAUGAUAACUCAUAUGAUAGUGAAGGAUCUUCAUCAGAAGAGUCAGCAUUUUCAUCAUCAAGAGAACCCCAACUUCCUAUAAUUACUAAUGCAAUUGGAAAGAAUGCACCACUAGGACCAGGACCAGUACUAGUGGUGGGUGGUUGCAAGACUUGUUUGAUGUAUUUCAUGGUGCCAAAAGAAGUUGAUGAUUGCCCCAAAUGUUGUGGUCAACUUCUUCACUUUGAUCAAAAUUGAAGGGAGGGAGGAAAAAAGAACGAAAAAAACUAGAAGAACAUGAGAUACUAUUUGUUUUGUCUUUUCAUUUUUCUUAAUAGGAGUUUGUUUUGUUAGUAGUUUGUUGAUGUGAUUUUUCUCUAAGAAAAAACACACCAACCAUUAAUUUUAAAAAAUAUUUAUCGUGUGA